CGGUGUGUGACUCCGGAGUACAGUGUUCACUUGGCUGGCGCAGUGAAGGCAUCUCCGAAAUGCUGAGUCCUAAGUUCUGGUUUGGCCUGACCCUGCUGACCAUCGUUUCGGGGGCAGCGGUACCUGGAAAAGCUCCCGUCGACGAGGAGCGAAUGCAUCCGCAUCUGCCCAGUAGUCCCAGACUUCGUUCGAUUGCCGGCGAGGACACCCAGGAGUACUGGCACUCGGCCGGCAAGAAACUCAUCCGUGAGAAGCUGGAGUAUGUGAGGAACACGAACAAGGCCAAGAACAUAAUCCUAUUCCUGGGCGAUGGCAUGGGCUUGGCCACUCUGGCUGCUGCCCGUAGUUACAUUGGGGACGAAGAGCUGAAGCUCUCUUUCGAAGAGUUUCCUUUCACCGGGCUGUCCAAGACCUACUCGGUGGACAAGAUAGUUCCCGACAGUGCCUGCACCUCCACCUCCUACCUGUGCGGAGUGAAAGCCAACUACGGAACCAUUGGCGUGAAUGCCCAUGUGAAAAGAGGCGACUGUUUGGCCAUGGCCGAUGAGAAGAACCAUGUCUUCUCCCUGGGCAAAUGGGCCAUGGAUGCGGGAAAAGCAGCUGGACUGGUGACCACCACCCGGGUGACCCAUGCCUCGCCCUCGGGAGUCUACGCCCAUGUCGCCGAUCGCGAGUGGGAGAACAACGCUGCCCUGGAAGAGGCCUGCGGUGAGCAAUCGGAGGGUCUCCAGGACAUAGCCGUCCAGUUGAUCCAUGGCGAAGUGGGCAGCAAACUGAAGGUAAUGCUGGGUGGUGGCAAGCGGAGCUUCUAUAGUCCGGAGCACUACGACAAGGGCAGACGCACGGAUGGCCGCAAUCUCGUCGAGGAAUUCGAGGCCUUGAGCAAGGGCAAUACGUUCGUUAAAACGCAGAAGAAACUGCUCGAUGUGAAUGCCACCGAAACGGGCAGACUAUUGGGUCUGUUCAGCAAGAGUCACUUGCACUACCAUCUGGAGCAGUUGGCCGAUCCGGAGAACAAAGAGCCCACGCUGGAGGAGAUGACGCAGAAGGCCAUUGAAGUGCUGGAAACCGAGGAGCAGGGCUACUUCCUCUUCGUCGAGGGGGGAAAGAUCGACAUCAGUCAUCACGACACCAUGGCGCGCAUUGCCCUGGACGAGACCGCCGAGCUAUCGAAGGCGGUGAAGAGGGCCAGGGAGAUGACCAACCCGGAGGAGACGCUCAUCGUGGUCACCUCGGACCACUCGCACACCUUCAGCGUGUCCGGCUACCAGCCCCGUGGCAGCGACAUCUUCGGAGCGGCCAAGGCGAAGGGCCAGGAUGGCAAACCCUAUCUGGCACUGAGCUAUGCGAACGGCAAGAGUUUCGAGGACUUCUACAACACGGAGACCCACGAGCGCGAGGAUCCCACCAGUCUGCCCACAAUCGGGGACUUUGACCAGCUCUUCCCCGCCACGGUGCCCCUGGAGUCGGAGACCCACGGCGGCGAGGAUGUCGGUGUCUUUGCCUCGGGUCCAUGGGCCCAUCUUUUCACCGGGGUCUACGAGCAGAACACCAUUCCCCACAUAAUGGCCUUUGCCGCGUGCGUUGGCGACGGACUAACCGCCUGCGAUAAGGAAUGAAGAAUGAAGAAUGAAGAGGUGAUUGACAGGCCGAAGGACUCUUAAUUAGCUCGUCCACUAGACGAUUCUCACGUACGCUUUAUCGUGUCAUACGAAUACUCAACAGUUGACAGGUGCUGCAAUACAUGGCCCUCGAGA
Molecule: messenger RNA, 1757 nt
Organism: Drosophila gunungcola (fruit fly)
Lineage: Eukaryota; Metazoa; Arthropoda; Insecta; Diptera; Drosophilidae
Gene: Alp9
Product: membrane-bound alkaline phosphatase
Biological process (GO): dephosphorylation
Molecular function (GO): alkaline phosphatase activity
Source: RefSeq, a predicted model, not a curated record